GGUAUCUUAAUACCGACUAAACCAUAAACAUUUAUCCCUAAACUGUCCCAGAGCAAGACACGAUUCUAAAACAUUUUAACAAGGAAUCCACGCAAUAGUGGACCACGUGGUAAAAACUAAACCAUGGUCAUGGAGCUUAAUCAUCUAAACAGUUUAAGGACAAUCCCUUCUGCGGAGGAACUUCAAAAAAUGACACAGUACGACAUCGUGGAUACUCUGCAGAUGGAACUGAGUGUGGUCUUCCUGAUUCUGAACACGUUUGCCAGAGCGACACUGUCUCCACCAUUCAUGGAUAAUGUAAACAGUCAACUUGGACAGGGCAUAAUUAAUAACAAUAAUAAUAUAGGUCCUGAACAUGGAGAAAGCAAGAGUCACGAAAGUUGGGGAUAUCACGGACAUGAUGGGCCUUAUUCAUGGCCGACUCAUACGGCUGCAUGUGGAGGUUUCUACCAAUCACCGAUUAAUAUACAAAGCAGUGCGGUUAUACCGACGGGGACAGGAGGUAUUCAGAUGAUUGGCUUCGACAAAGAGGCAAAAGUAGAAUUAAAAAAUAACGGACAUUCUGUUUAUGUAAAUAUACGGCAUGAUACCAUGACGAUACAAAAUGGCGGACUCGACGCACCAUAUCAAGCUGUACAGUUUCACUUCCACUGGGGAAGUAACGACACUAGAGGAUCAGAACAUACACUCAACGGCCGGGCAUUUCCCAUGGAGAUGCAUGUGGUUCUCUACAAACAAAUGUAUGGACGUUUGUCAAGUGCUAUUUUACAUCCAGGGGGUGUUGCUGUUCUUGGCACUUUCUUUGAGAUAUCCUCACAAGAUAAUGGAAAUUAUUCUGAAUUACUUGAUAAAAUUGAAGAUAUAAGAUAUCCGAAAGAUAAAGCAAACUUUACCCUAAAAUCUUUGGCUAGUUUGUUACCAAGUUUUGAUAAUUACUAUCGUUACCAUGGUAGUUUAACAACACCACCAUGUUCUGAGACGGUUAUAUGGACAGUUUCAACAGACAGAAUUUACAUUUCCGAAAAACAGAUGGAAAAAUUUCGAAAAGUAGUUUCUUCUGAAAAAGAUUGGAGUGGCAGAGAUUUAUUAUUGGUGGACAAUUACCGCCCAGUUCAAAGUUUAUAUGGCCGGAGAAUCACAUCAAACACAGCAGUUAAACCUGAAUAUUAACUCUAGUACUUAACUUCUUGAUCCAAGUUUUUAACUAUGUUAGCUCAAAGCUCAGAUAAACGUUUAACUCGCAGCUAAUUUGAAUAAAAAAAAUAUUGAUACCCCGGUGUCCAUGUAACGAGUCGAACUCAUUGUGGGAAAUAUGCCAAUAUCGGAACAUGGAAAUGAGCAUUGGCAAGAGCUAGCAGCGCGAAUCAGAAGAAAAAAAAAUAGUAUCUCGGAUCACGCAAUCUGGAUGGCUGAGUUACCUAAUAACGGUCCAGUUAUUCAUCUGUAGGAUUUUUAUUGUAAAACUGGCCACAUGACUGAGACAAGUAAAAAUACUUAAAUCAAAUUUUGUCGCGCCAUCAAAGUGGAUGUAUUUUAGACAAAUUCGACCUGACGCGUUUAAAAUCAACUUUCCUCCAUAUCGAAACGACCACCAAAAGAACCUGACUGCCAUUUUUGAAACUAUGCAUUUUAUUCUGACCAUCUUUCGGGUAUGCAUAACUUUCUCAACAUAAAACACCCAAUACCCAUUAUGAUCUAAUGCAUCAUAGAGCCCCCCCCCCCCCAAAA
Patella vulgata (common limpet) is the source of this 1728-nucleotide messenger RNA. Its product is annotated as carbonic anhydrase 7. The transcript is spliced from 9 exons. Gene Ontology annotation, molecular function: zinc ion binding; carbonate dehydratase activity. Bases 124 to 1170 code for a protein of 348 amino acids. The record is from RefSeq and is a predicted model, not a curated record. Gene Ontology annotation, cellular component: plasma membrane. NCBI's taxonomy places the organism in Eukaryota, Metazoa, Mollusca, Gastropoda, Patellidae.